Molecule: messenger RNA, 474 nt
Organism: Naumovozyma castellii
Lineage: Eukaryota; Fungi; Ascomycota; Saccharomycetes; Saccharomycetales; Saccharomycetaceae
Gene: BUD31
Product: U2 snRNP complex subunit BUD31
Exons: 1
Coding region: 1-474 (157 amino acids)
Source: RefSeq, a predicted model, not a curated record
AUGCCACGUAUUAAAACCAAUAGGACAAACCAAGCGCCUGACGGGUUUGAUAAAAUCAAGCCCACUUUGGACGAUUUUGAAUUGAGAUUACGAGAAAUUCAUGAGAAGAAAGAUUCAAGGCUCUCAACUAAAGCCAAUGAAAAUUUAUGGAAAAUAAUACAGAUUAAUCAUGAGAGAUCACAUUACAUUUAUAAGUUGUUCUACAAGAGGAAGGCGAUCUCUCGAGAGUUAUAUGAUUGGUUGUUGAAGGAGAAGUAUGCCGAUAAGUUCCUUAUUGCGAAAUGGAAAAAGAAGGGAUAUGAGAAGUUAUGUUGCUUGAGGUGUAUACAGAGUGAUGAAACAAAUCGUGGGAAGACAUGUAUCUGCAGGGUACCAAGAAUACAGUUAGAGGAAGAUGCUGAAUCUAGGGGUACAGAGGUAACCUUUCAACAAUGUGUUCAUUGUGGCUGUCGUGGCUGCGCCAGUACUGAUUAA